AUGAAGAAAGCAUCCGCCAACACCUGGGACGAUGAUUGUGAAGCAGCUUUCCGUGUGAUCAAAGACAUUCUCACCCAGCCCCCCAUCAUGAACCGACCCUCCCCCGGUGAGGACCUCCAAGUUUACCUGGGAAUCUCCGAGACCUCGGUCAGUGCAGUCUUGCUGCAAGAAAAACCCACUCCCAAACUUAUUUACUUUGUCAGCCGGACGCUGACCGACGUCGAGACCAGGUAUCAACAAGUGGAGAAGGUGGCCUUAGCCCUCCUUCAUGCUUCUCGGAGAUACGAGCCGAGAGGUUCUGUUAAAGGGCAACACUUAGCUGACUUUGCGGCUGAAAUACCAUUGACCGGCCUCGAAGAGUGGGUGUUAUACGUUGAUGGGGCGUCGGGCCGAACGGUUAGUGGAGCAGGGGUCGUUUUGGAAGGUCCAAACAGUUUCCUGAUGGAACACUCGUUAAUCUUCAAGUUCAAAACCUCAAAUAACCAGGCAGAGUACGAAGCCUUGUUGGCUGGGUUACAAUUAGCCAAGGAUAUGGGGGCCCGCAAAGUGAUAUGCCGGACCGACUCGCAACUAGUGGUCGGCAAAAUGAACGGCGACUUCCAGGUACGGGAAGAUCACCUCCUAAGGUACUAUCACCAGGCAUGUUCUUUGGUGAAGGACUUUGAGGAUGUGAAAAUUCAGCAUAUCCCCCGGGAACAGAACGCCUGGGCAGACCUACUAUCCAAACUCAGUACUAGAAAGGAGAAGGGGCAGUUAACGACCAUCAUCCGACAGGUCCUUCUGCAACCCUCGGUCGAGUGUUUAACCAUCACAACGGACGAUACUGCCGACUGGAGGGUCGAGGUUCGAGAGUUAAUCCGUAAGCAAGAUAGCGGCGAGAGUUUAUGUCCGGCGGACUCCAAGAGAGUUGCCCGAUUCAUGAUAAUCGGUAACGACCUGUACCGUCGGGGUUUCUCGUCCCCCCUACUCAAAUGCUUGGCGGAAGAUGAGGCACAAUACGUGAUGAAUGAAUUACACCUCGGAGUAUGCGGAUUUCACACGGGAGGACGAGCACUCAAGGCCAAAAUAUUACGGGCAGGAUAUUAUUGGCCGACGAUGGAGGACGACGCUGCACAGUUCACACGCCGGUGCAUUUAG
This is a messenger RNA of Vigna radiata var. radiata (mung bean), 1137 nucleotides long. RefSeq lists its product as uncharacterized. The coding region runs from base 1 to 1137 and encodes 378 amino acids. The transcript has 2 exons. The record is from RefSeq and is a predicted model, not a curated record. NCBI's taxonomy places the organism in Eukaryota, Viridiplantae, Streptophyta, Magnoliopsida, Fabales, Fabaceae. Gene Ontology annotation, molecular function: RNA-DNA hybrid ribonuclease activity; nucleic acid binding.